Messenger RNA from Paramecium pentaurelia, 1639 nucleotides. Lineage: Eukaryota; Ciliophora; Oligohymenophorea; Peniculida; Parameciidae. The record is from the annotation of a GenBank genome assembly.
AUGAAGUUAAAUUUCUAUCUGGGAUUCCUUCAAUUUUGCUUUGUAUUAUCUCAAAAUACUUGGAGUACUAUUUACGCUCUAUUACCAGGUUUAAAUGGGACAGAUAGUAUUAUUUAGAUUUUCUAACUAGGUUGGUUUAUGAAUAAUUUACAUGGUGGCCCAAUAAGUAAUUGUAAUGGGUAAGAUUUAUUUGGAGGUCAUGGUGUAUUUGGUGCGACUACCUUUCUUUCUUUAAAUCUUCAACUUCCACCACAUUAUUCAGUAAGAAUUUCACUCACACUUUGGAAGUAUAACAUAAGUUGUAAUUAGAAUUGACAGUUGGGAUGCUGAGAUUUUCUAAUUAAUAUAUGAUGAUAAUGUAUAUAGUAUUCAAUUUUGGGGGGGGGUUAAGGAAAUAGUUUUUGUGGUAGUGGAGGGAAAAGUUACAAGGAACUCUCUGUUCCCUUAAUUUUUACUAUAGAAUCACACUUUUCCUAAUCUCUUGUUUUAAUAAUGACUUCAAAUUUAAAUGAGGACCCAUACAAUGUAUGUAUUUUUUAAUUUUAGGAAUCAUGGGGGUUUCGGGAUUUCAUAAUUGAAAUUUUGUAAUGUCCUGAAGGUUGCUUAUUUUGCUAAGAUUAUAUAUCUGAUUGCAAAUUAUGGAAUAAUAUUGCAUCAUAUUGGCAAAACUCAAUUAAUUCAGAGGGAUGGCUAAUUGAUAAUAAUCAAUAACUUAUUUCAAGUGUUUGUGCUGGUAUCCAGAUUGCAGGAGGAACUAAUAUUCUGCAAUAAGGACAGAGUAUUAAAAAACUCAUUCAAAAUGUUCCAAAACACUUUAAAAUUUAGAUAGUUCUUAAACUUUGGGUAAUGGGAAUUACAUAGAGUUAAAAUUUUUAUUUAAAAAUUGAUGAGUAAGUUUAAAUUAUCGUAAUAAAUGCUCUGUCUGUAUUAAAUAUUGAAUGUGUAUAUUCUCAAUUAGUAAAUAUCAAAAAUAUAGUCAUAAAUGCAGAUCAUUCAUCCCCUGAAAUAAAAUUAGAAAUGUAUACAGAGAAUAAUUAAUCACAAAGUACAUAUUGGGGUGUUAAAUCAUUUGAUUUAUACGUAGCUUAAUGUUCAAUUGGUUGUGAAGAUUGUAAUGGAGGAUUAGAAACUUAAUGCAGUAAUUGUUUAAAAAAAUGGGGAUUUUUAGAUGGUAUAUGUAUUCCAGGUAUAAAUAUAUAUAUAUCAAUAAGCUCCUCCAUUAGAAUAUACUAAUAUUAGAAUCUAUUAAUCUUAAGGUUUAAAAACAAAUUUUAUCAAUUAAUUUUAAUUGUACAUUUAGUAAUUAGAUCAAACUUUUACUGAAAUUGGUUAAAAAAAACUAAUUAUCGAUAAGAGGAUAACAUUUUGCUCUUUUUUAAUUUCAGUGAAAUGUUAAGAAAAAAUUAAAAUUGAAAGUUUUUUUAGAAAUUGUAAUUAAUGUGAUGAUGCUUAAAUUCCUUUUUCAAAUUAUUGUCUUAAUGAAAGUAACACUGUAAAUUUCAGUGUAAUAUUGGCAGAUACUGUUUAAUCUGAAAAAGAAUUAAUAAUUAAUAUUUCACAAACAAAAGUAGAAAUUCUAUAAGUAAUAAUAUAGAAUGAUAUUGAAACGGAAGUUCGUAUAUUGAAAAUUGAAUUAUGA